GGCCACUUCGUCAAACUGCCCAUGAAUAUCAGUAACUGGAAGGUAUGCCACACCGUUAUUUGUUGCCUUACGAUAAUUAUCACAUAGUCACAAUUUCGCAUGGUGUAGUAGAGUUGACGGUUGUGUAGGUAAUCUAGUAGUAUCGAAGGUCGUCGAGGGGACCCUUUGUGCUCGAUCACCUGCUCACAUGCUAAGACCCUCUCACUCGACUUGCAAUAGUGAUUUCGCUUUCAAACACAUUCGAGCAUUCUACUCCUAGCCUGUGAUAGAAACCUCCUUGAGUAUACUCUCUGUUCGUGCCUUCGGGUUAUUCUAUUCCAAGUACUAACGUCGCAAGUAGCUUGGUUACUUCAUACCGCGAGUAUGGUAUCCGGAGGCAAGACCCUUAGGGGAAGGGCCCUAUGUGCUGCCACCAUACUUUUGUUAUCCAACCUUUUGCUGCACGUAGUCGCCGCCAAACUAGAUGAGAAUGAAACAGAGGCCCAGUCAAAUCAGCUCACAGCAUUCGCACUAGAAGCAGGUCUUCAAGCAGCAGAUGAAGACCCGGACUACACGUGUACUGCAUCCAACCCGUGCAAGCUAGGCUGUCCAUGGAGAUCCAACAACCGGCAAAGGUACUUGCGGUAUGGGCCCGGACUUCUGCGGUAAAGGCUGCAUUUCCACUUGCGAUCAGAAGUCCGAGUGCGAUCCGGGAUGGGGUAUGCAGUGGUCUAAUGCGAGCGCCUGUCCGCUGAAUGUCUGCUGCUCUAAAUUCGGGUUCUGCGGCACGACGCAGGACUUUUGCGCGGGCAAGACAGUCGCGAGUCCGCAGUGUCCAGGGGGAAAAAGCGCCGACCAGAGGCUCAUCGGAUACUACGAGGGCUGGAACUUGGCAAGGCCUUGCGGCAGUAGGUCUUUAAUCUUUUCUUGUGCACUUCUUCAGUAUCCGUCUGUAGAUAUGAGACGGGGAAAUCUAUGCCCAGAAUCAAAAGCGCAAAGUCUAACCAAUCUCUUAGCCAUGAAGCCCGAAGACAUCCCUCUGGGUUGGUACACGCAUAUCAACUUCGCCUUCGCGCUGGUCAAUCCUACCACAUUCCGGAUUGACCCGAUGGACGCCAAUACAGCAUCCCUCUAUAAGCGUGUGACCGCUAUAAAACAGAAGCAGGCUGACCUGAAAGUCUGGAUUGCUAUUGGCGGCUGGGCUAUGAAUGACCCCGGGCCGUACCGUACGACCUUUUCCGAUCUAGCUGGUAGCGAGGCGCACCAGGACGCCUUUUUCGAGUCCCUUCUCACCUUUAUGCAGCAGAACGGGUUCGCCGGCGUGGAUAUCGACUGGGAGUAUCCUGUUGCUGAUGACCGCGGUGGCGUGGCGGCGGACUUCGACCAUUACCCGAAUUUCUUGAAAAGGUUGAGAGAAAGGCUGAAUGCAUCGGGCAAGGAGUAUGGAUUAUCUAUUACUCUGCCCGCGUCUUACUGGUAUCUCCGUGGCUUUAAUCUCAAGGAGUUGGAGCCAUAUCUUGAUUGGUUUAACAUCAUGACAUACGAUAUCCACGGUGUUUGGGACCGCACGGUUGAUUCCAUCGGCCCCUACGCUUACUCCCACACCAACUUGACCGAGAUUCAACUGGGAUUAGAGCUCCUCUGGCGUAACAACAUCAACCCAGGCCGCGUCGUCAUGGGACUAGGUUUUUAUGGCCGCUCAUUUACUAUGAAGGACCCCAACUGCAUGCACUCAGGAUGCGAAUUCAGCGACGGUGCCCACGGUGGUGAGUGCACCGGGACGCCUGGCGUACUCUCAGCGGCGGAGAUAGUAAAGAUCAUUGCCAAUGGCGCGACUAUUACGUUUGACGAGGAGGCUGCUGUUAAGAUUGUUACUUGGGACACCAACCAGUGGGUCAGUUGGGACGAUGCUGAGACGAUGAAGAUUAAGAUGGACUAUGCGAACCAACGGUGUUUGGGAGGAUGUAUGGUCUGGGCAAUCGACCUAGAUGACGGUACAUUGCUGAAUGCGCUGGGUAGUGUCUCGUCACGGCCGAAGCAGCGCAUCUUAGAGGGUCUUCCAGACAUCCUGCCGGAUUUUGAGUCGCCGUGGCCGGAUAAAGAUGAGUUGUAAUUGUAUUAACAGGUAGGUAAUUAAUAAGAGAGAACUAUCUUAUUUUAUAACUAAGCUAGAUUGAAACUCGACUUGCUAAAACGUUCCAACACUUAAUCAAGGGAGUCAUUUUAUCUUCAAGUACAAACAAGGACAUUUGAUUAUCGUGAAUAUAAUUUGGAUUCCAUGAGCUAAGACACACAACCCGCGUCCGGAUCCUUCUUUACAACGGUCUUAAACUUGUUCAAGUACGCACUCCCCUUUUUAUUGAGC
Messenger RNA from Daldinia vernicosa, 2344 nucleotides. Its product is annotated as glycoside hydrolase superfamily. Gene Ontology annotation, biological process: carbohydrate metabolic process. The transcript is spliced from 5 exons. Gene Ontology annotation, molecular function: chitin binding. Bases 626 to 2092 code for a protein of 488 amino acids. The record is from RefSeq and is a predicted model, not a curated record. NCBI's taxonomy places the organism in Eukaryota, Fungi, Ascomycota, Sordariomycetes, Xylariales, Hypoxylaceae.